UGAUCGAUUAAAUGUAUUGUUUACAAGUUUCGAGUGAACUGAAAGAGACUGACUCAGUUACCGUAGUAACAUUAAUAGGUAAAAAUGAUUGUCAAACAUGAACUGAAGAGGAAGUGAAUCGAAAGAUGAUGAUCAAGUGUACAGUUGAACAUUAACUCUGUGUGUUUGGGUUCAAUUGAGAAACAAGUCUAACUGGAUCAACGACGGAAUACAAAGUUGCGUCGACUUAAGCAUUUAACUCGUGGGAAAGCCAAUGAAAGAAGUCGCAAAACAAUGAUUAUGGGCGACUUUGAGACUCCACUGGAAGCAACACCAAGAAGCUCAAUGACCUCUUCAGCAAUUCCAAUUGUAAUAAAUGAUCCAAAUCGACAUGGAACCCUUAACCCAACCCAUCGACACCAACAUCUUCACCAUGACCACCCAAAUCAGGUGCGUCGCCAUCCAGUGACUCUUCAUCUGAACACAUCAAACAACACUUAUCCCUCCGAAUUGGCCACUUUACUUCGCCAUGUAGUUGAACAUUCAGGUUCUCGAAGAGCCGAUGUGCUGCGUGAUUUGCGUCGUUUGCUCAAGAAAAGUGGCGGUCAACUUCCAGAUGUCGAUAGAAUGCAAUUUUUCGAAGCUUUCUAUCCAAUGUUGAUUGAUGAUCGAUGGAAAGUUGUCUGUGAGUGUACAAUGCUAAUUGUCGAUAUAAUACCGCAAAUGGGUGAACACGAUCUGGAUCCGUGCAUGGCUAUUAUAUUACCUCGAAUUGUACCCAAUCUGGGCCAUGAAGCGACCGAUGUUCGAAGGGCUUCUUUAAGGCUUCUUCAUGUUUACAUGAGAUACACUAACAACUUGCAAAAAGUGCUUCGACUUUACAUUCAAUAUGGUCUUGAGUCACACGACAAGUCGGCCCAAAAAGGCUGUGUUCUAAGUUUACCUUUACUUUUUACCGAAGAAUUUUCGAAGGAAAAUUUGUUCCCUUUAGUUCAAUCGCUGGGUCACCUUCUUGUUCAUUCCGAUGCAUCACUAUUUUAUCCCAUUUUCCUGGCAAUGCAAAGACUUCACAGUCUUGUUGGCAAUGAAACCUUUCGUCUUUACCUUCAACAUCUUUCUCAAGAAACUGUUAGUUUGUAUCAUAAAGUUUUGUCUCGCGCAUCAACGGCUGAUUCUAAUGGUCGAAAUGAGGCGACAGUUUCACGAGAACCAAUUAAUGGGUUUGAGGAAAGAAAUAAAGAAGCGAAUGGAUCAACUAAGGUCAACUUGGCAUCAACCGAGUCUCCGAUUGAAGCUGCAAAAAUGACAACAAAUGAUAUUCAAAAGCCUUUAGAUGAACCAACAUUAGGUAAUGAAGGUGAAUCGCGUCAAGAAAAUGAAAGGAAAAUGUGCGAGAAUCCAAAUGAAUCUCGAAAUUUAUUGAAAAGCAGUGAUUCAGUGGAAUCGGCAUCCAAUUCAAGUGAAUCUAAAGCAGCAUUUACAAAUGAAUUUGUGCUCAUUUACGGAAUAUUUCCCGUUGCUGUUCACAAUCGAGCAACAUCAACAAAAAUGAAUGAAAAGUUGGAGGGACUCAAUCAGAUGAUGUCCAUAGUCAAGGAAGCUCCUGAUUCCCAUGUUGCAGGUUUGAUUCCCUAUUUACCAAGUUUCUUGGACAACUUCAUCAACUCUUUGGUCAACAAUCCAAACUUUAAAGUUACACUGACUGGUCUUGAAAUGAUUGAGAUAAUUGUUGGUCGAUUAGGAGCUUCAGCUUAUCCUUGCCUUCAACCAGUCAUCGACAUUUUACUGAAGCGCCUUGGCGAUGGUCGUUCAGUGGUCAGAGAGCACGAUAUCAAAGUGAUUCACCGGUUAAUGCUCCAUUGGCCUCCUCAAAAUGUGUUGGACAUUUUGUUGAGACACAAAUUCCAUCGCAAUCCCAAAGUUCGAGAAGAGAUUAUCAAUCGAGUUACUUUUGCUCUGUUGAUGUUUCCCCGAACCGAGUUCAACCUUGAUCGGAUAAGCUACGAGAUAGCAACCAUGUUGAUAGACCCAAAGAGACAAGUUAGACUAUCGGCCCUUGAAUCGAUUGCCGUCAUUGCUCAAGCUCUUGGACCAGCAAGAUUGGAUUCGCUAAUGUCGAUCGUUUCCAUUAUUGAAGAAACAUCCGAAUCAGAAGGUCUUGUAAAUGCUGUUCAAGCUCGACUUGCUCGUCGUGAUUUACCUCGAUGUAAUCCUGACGGAUCACUGAGAUAUGUAUUAAACGUUUCCAACUUUUCUGGUUGGUUUCCAUCAACUUCUGAAGCUGACAUUGAAUGGGUUUUACUGGCCUCAUCGUCACACAAUGGGACUCCUCCGAAACUGGCUCAUCAUUAUUUAGGCAGAUUCAAUGAACAGUAUCGUCGGUACACAAUGAAACAAGCUGAAUUGGAAGGAUUCAAUUUCGGUAAAAGACUGGAUGAAAGUGAACCUGAAAGUGUCUGCAAUGAAUCGGCCGAAGAAACUGUUUCCCAAUCAGUUGAACACAAUCAGAUAUUCCAGACUCAAAAUGAACAGAACGAUGAUCGCCAGCAGAUAAGCACUUGCAUCAGCUCUGAAGAUGACAAAAGUCAGCAAAGUGAUGAAUCGACUAAAAGCCGAGAUCUUUGGAGAUAUUAUUUUAUGAGGUUCAAGCAACAUUUGGCUGUAGCGACAUGUUCAAGUGCAAGUUCAGCCAUUUCAAGUCGAUCCAAAACUGCCGAUUGGGCUAAAAAGCUGGAAAAUGAGUUUGACAAAAGUUCUCGUCGAAGUUCAUUCAGCCAAUUGACUGAUUACAAUUCUCAUCAAUAUCACCAUUCAUAUCAAAAUCUUCAUUCUCAGCAUUUGGUUGGUGAUCAUCACGAUGGACAUGAUUUAACCAAUGAAGAAAAUGAAUCUCAAAUGAGUCAAAGUUACAACGAAUCGAUUCACAAUGAUAACGUCGGUUUAACCAUAAUCAACCCAAGAGACAAUCGUGCUUUUUCAAUGCCAACAAUACAAAUGAAUCAACUUUCAGAAUCUCAAGAUUCUCAUCAAACAAGUGACUAUCAUCAUCAACCCGAAAUCUUUUAUCCAGUUCACCGUAAAAGUGUCAACAUUUCAUCUUAUCCACGUUCAGUUCCGACAUCACCUGAAAAACGAAGCUCAUUCCAAACUGAAUCUGAUUUUGAUAUAUCAUUUGACAGACCGAGAUCGGCAUUGAAAUCAAGUCCAACUUGUCCAAAUCACGAUGAACCCAGUGAAUAUCAAAAUGAACCAAAUUCAUUGUUAGAGGUUUCAACCAACAAAGAGCCAGGAUCAAGACGAGGUUCAACCAUAUUGUCACCAAAAGAUGAUCAAAGAUUAUCCAAGGAAUCGCAAGAAAAUCAAGAAGCAAGUGGAGCUAAUCAGCGAUCAGUGUUGCCUUCGGUUAGCAUUGAUGAACCCACAGAAUCAGAAGAUAAUCAAAGUGACAAUAAAAGUGAAGGAAACAACCAAAUGACCAAAAGUCUUCCAAAUGAAAAGAAUGAUGAUGACAAUUGUGUGAUAAAUGAAGGGAAUGAGAUGGCCAAUGAGAAGAAAAGUGUUGACCAGAAUGAUAAUCAAACUGGUGAAGAGGAAACAGGUGAGGGUCAAGGUGGUGAUGUCGAUGGUAAUGGGUUGGAGGGUGAAGAGCAUUGUGAUGUUUCAAGUUCAGGAUCGAAAGAUCAGUUAGUCGAUGGUGAAGAGGGCGGUGAUGAAGAUGAAAAUGCGGUUCAAGAUGAGCAAAGUGGUGCUCCUGAAAUGGGUAAAGAGUCGACUAGUAAUGUUAAACCUAAAUCACGGACUCCGGGAAUGAAGAGAAAACCCAUGAUUCCAACUCGAAAACGAAUCUCGCGAAGCUCAUCACCAGUUCAUCGACAGCCUCAGUAUCACAUGAUAAGGAUUCAACCAGCGAUUCCGCCAAACGCUAAUAUAAGACACAUAAUGGAAAAUGUUGUCAAAACUGAAGGGCCAUUUGAUAAUCCACAAGAAGCUCUGAGAGCAGCAUUGGCAGCUUUCGGUGAAGAUGCUUGGACAACCAAGGUUGAAGGAAUGCUAGCUGUUACUAGGUUAGCCUCCUUUCAUCCAUCUGUCCUUCAGAAGGAUUUUCAUUCGGUCAUUGUUUCUCUGGUUGAUGAGGUAAAAAAUUUAAGAUCAAGUGUAUCGAGAUCAGCGAUAUUUACUUUGGGCGAUCUUUUUAGUAAAAUGAAGAAAUCACUUGAACCAGAUAUGGAGUUGAUUGGAUCGGCUUUGUUAGCUAAAUGCUCUGAAAAUGCUUCCUUUAUUCGAGAAGAUUGUGAAAAGGCUUUAAUGUCGAUGGUCGAGGAAAUGCCACAAAUUAAAUCGGCUCUUAUUUUAAUACAUUUUGGAGCAAAUCAUCGUAAUAUGAAUGUCCGUCGAACGGCAGCUUUUUUCUUAUCAAUUUUGGUUGAAAAAAUGGGUCCAGUUAAAUGUCUUAUGGGUCCAAAAGAUAUCGGUGAACAUUUACUUCAAUCAGCAGCUAAAUUCUUGAUGGAUGGAUCUCCUCAUACAAGAUUUUAUGGUAGAAAAAUAUUCAGUGUUUUACUUAAUCAUAGUCUUUUUGAUAAAUUACUUCGGAAACAUGUCGCACCAGGAACCUACAGAAACAUCUGUGGCAUUUUAGACAGCAUCAAACGAAGGGGAGUUGGAGAGAAACCAGCUGAUUUGAGUACACCGGUCAAGCCUCAAUAGUAAUCAGUCUUUAUUAGGAGCAAAUCAACUCUACCAUGUAGUUAUUAAGAUGAAAUGUCUCUGGAUGAUCUGGUUUUAAAAAAGAAAUGAAUUUCAAUGGACGUUUCUGUUAAGAUGAAACAGGUCGAAGCCGUUCGAGUUGAAACGAGUAUUGUUACUAAAAGAGAAAAAGUUGAAUGUAUUGUUAUUUAGAUUAAAAUUAUUACUGAUACUUUUCUGAUAA
Molecule: messenger RNA, 4909 nt
Organism: Tetranychus urticae (two-spotted spider mite)
Lineage: Eukaryota; Metazoa; Arthropoda; Arachnida; Trombidiformes; Tetranychidae
Product: TOG array regulator of axonemal microtubules protein 1
Biological process (GO): microtubule cytoskeleton organization
Cellular component (GO): cilium; cytoplasmic microtubule
Molecular function (GO): microtubule binding
Source: RefSeq, a predicted model, not a curated record